UAGUGUGGGCGGGGCAUCUCGAUCGGGGAUGAGCUUUAAACAUGAGAGCAUAACCUUAGGGUUGUGUUCUCUAUCAUAAUAGUCCGUUUCGAUCUCAAAAAGCGCUUCCAGCUGCGGGGGUGUAUGAGGAGCAUCAGAGGAAAGAGUUUUACCUCGAUCAGGUAGCGAAGGAGGUGAAAGUAGGAGUGGAAGAGGGGGGGCUGUGGUUGGAUUUAGUGAAAGAAAACAAUAUGGCCGCGGUGGAGCUGGAAUGGAUCCCUGAGACCCUGUACAACACCGCUAUCUCAGCCGUGGUCGACAACUACGGCCGAUCGCGACGGGACAUCCGCUCUCUGCCUGAAAAUAUACAGUUUGAUGUGUACUACAAGCUUUACCAGCAAGGCCGGCUCUGCCAGCUGGGAGGGGAGUUCUGUGAGCUGGAGGUCUUCGCUAAAGUCCUCAGGGCCUCUGACAAAAGGCACCUCCUACAUCACUGCUUCCAGGCUCUGAUGGACCACGGUGUGAAGGUAGCUUCAGUCCUGGCCAACUCUUUCAGCCGCCGAUGUUCAUACAUUGCAGAGUCAGAUGCUCAUGUGAAAGAGAAAGCGAUACAGUUUGGCUUUGUUUUAGGUGGCUUUCUAUCAGAUGCCGGUUGGUAUGGAGAUGCAGAGAAAGUCUUCCUGUCUUGCCUCCAGCUGUGCACAUUACACGAUGAAGUUCUGCACUGGUAUCGUGCGGUGGAGUGCUGCGUGAGGUUACUUCAUGUGCGUAAUGGCAACUGCAAAUACCACCUGGGAGAAGAGACGUUCAAACUGGCCCAGUCUUACAUGGAGAAACUAGCCAAACACGGCCAUCAGGCUAAUAAGGCUGCCCUGUAUGGAGAACUGUGUGCUUUACUCUUUGCCAAAAGCCACUAUGAUGAGGCUUACAGGUGGUGUAUAGAGGCUAUGAGGGAGAUCACAGUUGGCUUACCUGUGAAAGUAGUAGUUGAUGUUCUCAGACAAGCUUCAAAGGCUUGUGUUGUUAAGCGGGAGUUUAGGAAAGCUGAACAACUGAUAAAACAUGCAGUCUUUUUGGCACGGGAACAUUUUGGGCACAAGCACCCAAAAUACUCAGAUACACUACUAGAUUAUGGAUUUUAUCUCUUAAAUGUGGAUAAUAUCUGUCAAUCAGUGGCCAUUUACCAGACUGCACUAGAUAUUCGGCAGUCAGUGUUUGGAGGAAAGAAUAUUCAUGUUGCAACUGCACAUGAGGACUUGGCGUAUUCGUCCUACGUCCAUCAGUACAGCUCUGGUAAAUUCGACAACGCACUAUUCCACGCAGAACGUGCCAUAGACAUCAUAACUCACAUUCUCCCUGAAGACCAUCUGCUGCUGGCCUCGUCCAAGAGGGUGAAAGCCCUGAUCCUGGAGGAGAUUGCCAUUGAUUGCCAUAACAAAGAAACAGAGGAACGCCUCCUUCAGGAGGCCCAUGAUCUGCACCUCUCCUCCCUCCAGCUGGCCAAAAAAGCUUUUGGAGAGUUUAACGUUCAGACGGCGAAACACUACGGGAACCUGGGCCGCCUCUACCAAUCCAUGCGCAAAUUCAAGGAGGCAGAGGAGAUGCACAUCAAGGCCAUUCAGAUCAAGGAGCAGCUGUUGGGACAGGAGGACUAUGAGGUGGCUCUGUCAGUGGGGCACUUGGCCUCGCUCUAUAACUACGAUAUGAAUCAGUAUGAUGAUGCAGAGCGUCUGUACUUGCGUUCCAUCGCUAUUGGGAAGAAGUUGUUCGGGGAGGGUUACAGUGGACUGGAAUAUGACUACAGAGGCCUGAUAAAACUGUACAACUCGGUUGGAAACUACGAGAAGGUCUUUGAGUACCACAAUAUUCUGUCCAACUGGAACCGUUUAAGGGACAGGCAGUUUGCGGUAGCCGACGCGCUAGAGGACGUCAACACGAGCCCCCAGGCCACAGAGCAGGUGGUGCAGUCUUUCCUGCUUUCCCAGAGCCACGGAGCCGGACGCCCCUGCUUGGGCUAACCCACCUGAAAAAUAGAUGUGCACACCCCACCCUCAUUUCACACCCUCACAUCCAUUUAUUCACAAGUAUAGACAAGACAGGAAGGGAGUGUGAUAUAUUAUCUUGACCUUCUCAAGGACAGUCAAUUCACUCAUACCAGCAACUCCCAAAGCCUGUUUUCUCAAAAUGGGUGACGACCAUACUAACACUCAUGAUGGAUAAGCAACCGUUCAUUGAAUUCAUUCACUCUCCUUCGAAGAACCCAACCAUUUCUCUGACUUCUAGAGGAGUUGAUUAAAAAAAAACAGAAGUCCGACAAAGACGGAAAACUUCCACACCCUACUAUUGUUUUUUAUUUUAUUUUGUAUUUGAAGGAGAGUUGCUCCACACUACAGGAAUACUUUAUCAUUGUCUAUUUGUGGAGGAAAUUGCUCAACGCAGCUCCCACAGAACGGGAAAAGACCCGUCAGUCAUAUAACCGAGUGAAGGAACAUCCGUAGACAUCCGUGUCCCCAUUAACACGAGGAUUAGCGCUUGACUUCAUGUGAUGCCAAGCUUUGCAUUUGAGGAUUACCUGUGUGCUCUAUGGAAAAUGAGACCAGCCAUGUUACAUUAUGGACCAUUGUGUUUAUUUUCCCUUUUUUUUUUUUAAUAACUCAUGUCGCGUGUGGAAUUUACGGACCAGUGGGUUUUGCUCUAGAUACCUUGUUUUAAGUUCUUUUCUGGUUUUGUAUUCCCUUAGUACUGACGUAGCUUAUUUUAAACUGCCAAUAAUUUAUAUGCAAGGUAUGCUAGGUGUAACAUUGCAAACGGAUGAGCCAAAAUGACUUCUGUUUAUAAUAAUAAUAAAAAUAAUACGUGUGCAACCACAGCUAAUUGCCAUAAUAUAACUAACCAGAGUGGGAGGACGGGUUCACAAAGCUGGCUUUCUGUCAUAGAGGAGCCUUAUUCACGCACACACACAACAUAAGCUGAAGCGGUGAUAGUUACGGGACCAGGUUUCCCAGGUCGUUGUUGUUUUCCUUUCAGAGCUCGGCCCUGGCUGGCGUAGAUUAACACCCCUGGCUCACUGCCAGCUGACUGGUCACAGAAAAAAGGGCUGAGCACAGCACCUGUCAUUGUGAAGAUGCGGUAUAGCGCACAGGGGUGUGAAUCCACGCACGAUUGUGCACUAGCAGUGCAAUAUUUGCUGAACGCACCUGUACCACUCCGAAACCAAUCAGUCUGAUUCAUUUCACUGCCGCUCGUCUCAAGAAUAUAUCCAAAAGCCAACCAAGUUGAACAUUUCAAGUUGAAUGAGGACUGUUUAGAUUAAAUUGGCAUCACACCUUUAGAAAGAACUCAUUGUUUUCUUUGCUGAAACAAAGCCUUGCUGCAGGCUAGUCAUGUAGAAUGCGCUUCUAGCUUCUUGUCACAUUUGAGUCUCACCCCAGUUGGCAGCACCGGGACCCCAGAUCGAGCUGAAGUCCCAGCCUUAGUCUUAAAGGACUCUCAGCUGGCGGGGAUCUGCUUUGUCAGCUUUUUUUUUUUUGAGUAGUUAGCUUUGAAUGAAGCUUUUCAAACUCCCGAAAACCAAGCAAGAGAUCGCCCACAUGAGGGACUUUACGUUUGAGGUUUGAUUGUGAAGAACGAGGUGGUUUUAAAGGGAUGGUCCACUCAAGAUUUAAAUUCUGUUGUAAUUUAUUUGCCUUUAUGCAGUUCUUUAUCAGUGGGAUGUGAAAGAUGAUAUUUUGAAGAACGUUGGUAACCAGGUUCAGCUUCCAUUGACUUUCAUUGACUUGGCGAAAAAUAUAAUGGAAGUCAGUGGGAACUGAAAAUAUCUUCUUCAAAGUAUCUACUUUCAUGUUUCAGAGAAGGACGAAAGUCAGGUUUGGAAAUGCAUGAGCGUGAGUAAUUGAUGAUCAAAUAUAAUUUUUUGGGAGAACUAGCCCUUUAAUAAAACCAUGUUCAAGACAGCAAGGGAAGGACAGGAAUUUGCCUUGGUUGGAGAGAUGGAAUAUUGUAACAUAAACUGUGAUCUUGCAAACUUUGUAAGUGCAUUGCCAUUGACUACAGUUGAGGUCAAAAGUUUACACCUCUCUUUCAGAAUCUGUUAUUUUACCAAAAUAAAAGGGAUCAUACAAAAUGCAUGUUUUUGUUUAUUUCGUACUGACCUGAAUAAGAUAUUUCACAUAAAAGACGUUUAUAUAUAGUCCACAAAAGUAUUUAUAAAAACGACCCUGUUCAAAAGUUUACAUACAUUAGAUUUUUAAAUACUGUGUUGUUACCUGAAUUAUCCACUGCUGUGUUUUUUUUUUUUGUUUAGCGGUUAAACUGCCUGCUGUUCUACAGAAAAAUUCUUCAGAUCCCAAAACUUCUUUGGUUUUCCAGCAUUUUUGUGUAGUUAACCCUUUCCAACAAUGAUUGUAUGAUUUUGAGAUCCAUCUUUUCACACUGAGGACAACUGAGGGACUCAUAUGCAACUAUUACAGAAGGUUCGAACACUCACUGGUCCUCCAGAAGGAAAAAAACAAUGCACUAAGAGCUGGGGGUGAAAACUUUUGAACCAAAUGGAGAUGUGUACGUUUUUUCUUUUUUUGCCUAAAUAUCAUAUUAGUUUCAUUUAGUACUGCCCUUCAGAGGCUAAAAAAAGAUAGUUACAUGUUUACCAGAAGACAUAAGUUAAAUUUACCCUGAUCUUCAAAUUUCAGAAGUUUUCACCCCCCUUAAUGCAUUGUUUUCCCUUCUGAGGCAUCAGUGAGCGUUUGAACGUUCUGUAAUGGUUGCAUAUGAGUCCCUCAGUUGUCCUCUGUGAAAAGAUGGAUCUCAAAAUCAUAGUCAUUGAUGAAAAGGGUUCAAAUACACAAAAAUGCUGGAAAACCAAAGAGUUUGUGGGACCUGAAGGAUUUUUCUGAAGAACAGCAGACAGUUUAACUGUUCAGGACAAACAAGGGACUCAUGAACAACUACCACUAAAUAAAAAACACAUCUGUGGAUCAUUCAUGUAACAACAUGGUAUUAAGAAUCAAGAGUAUGUAAACUUUUGAACGGGGUUGUUUUUGCAAGUUCAACUAAAUUCAUUCUUAUUCAGGUCAGUACUAAAUAAAAAAAACAUGCAUUUUAUACAAUCCCUCUUAUUUUGGUCAAAUAAUUAACAUUUUGCAGAUUCUGAAAGGGGGAUGUAAACUUUUGACCUCAACUAUAAGUGCUGUAAAUGGACUGAAUUAGUGAAGUUCUCAUACCAGAUGAUGAGUUUAGGAAUACGAACAUUAAAUGUGAAAAUUCACAUGGGAAACAAGCAAGCUUGGUGGAUGCUGAAUGAAUUCAUAAUGUAGUUCUGAUUGCUUCCUUCUGAAUGUCGAUUCAAGGGCUUAUUCGUCAACCUCAAGUGGUAUUUCAUAAUUAGAAACAUGGUUGAUUAAAUCUUGAUCUGAAUAGCCCACAGUUCCCUAAAACUCAAAGGUGCUUCUGAGUCAAACGUUCUCUUUUUUUGCAUGUUUAAGUAAAUGUAUAUAGAUGUAGAUGCAUAGCUACAAGUGGUUAUUGUCCCAGUGAGCUCCUUACACUGAGCAGUUCAUAAAUGUCCCAUGAAAUAAAAAAAAAUGAACUUGCGACUCUGAAGUGUUGAAAUGAUCACAGAAAUGAAUAAAUACCAUCCUCUGACAAUAAAAGCUAUCUUGUCACUACAGCUUUUCUGCCCUGAGAGUUGGAAAACAUACUUGAGGGUUGAUAAACGGAUACAGUGGGGGGGUUUUAGAUGCUAAUUAUCUUGAUGAAGUCCUCAGACGUGCUGCCACGUGUAGAUUGUGAUUUUUAGCCAAAGUGCUGUUUCAGAUGGACGAUGGCGAUCCUUGAAGUAACAACCUCCUUGAAGUGGACGUGAUCUCUUAUGAUUUUCUUUCAUUGUCUAUGUUCAUUGGACACUCUAGAAGAGUUUUUGAUCAAAUCCGAUGACGACGAAGAGGAAAAUUGUGUUAUUUAAUAUUGAUGCUGACUGUUACCCUGGAAAUGUCAGUAACCUGUGCCACAGUGAGCCUCUGCUUGGAUACUCUUCAGUCAUUGGCUUUAUGUAACUCACCCUCAGUAGAGUCUGCUGUACGUUGUACAUCUGUAACCACCAAAUCAUUAUUAAACUCAUUUGUAUCCACCGUUGUGAAAAUCUGUAACUACUUCUAACACAAAAAAAUAAUAUAGAGCUGUCUAAUAGACUACAAUGAGCAAUAUUGCUUCUGAAGUAUUAAAGUUGCUUUAUUUUUUGCCUUUACAUGAUUAUUCUCCACCUGUUCCUGAAGUCGGUGUGAUGUUUAGAGUCCAUGACUUGAAUGAAUGCGAAGGGAUCCUACAAAAAAAACUUUCGAGUGGAUUGGUGGCUGAAUGAACAAUUAAAAAUAAAAGACUGUACUCAGCAUG
Messenger RNA from Labeo rohita (rohu), 6366 nucleotides. It is a transcript of the gene appbp2, whose product is annotated as amyloid beta precursor protein (cytoplasmic tail) binding protein 2. The record is from RefSeq and is a predicted model, not a curated record. Bases 231 to 1997 code for a protein of 588 amino acids. Gene Ontology annotation, molecular function: protein binding. Gene Ontology annotation, biological process: intracellular protein transport. The transcript has 13 exons. Lineage: Eukaryota; Metazoa; Chordata; Actinopteri; Cypriniformes; Cyprinidae.